AUGUAUUCUAAUGACGUGUUCGAUGUUAUGCAGCGUCUCUUGCAGGACGCCGACAUCCGCCUUGCCCGUUGCAUCGUGCACCGGCGAUCGCUCGCGUACAAAGAGUCAACAUUUACUCGAUGGAAAUUCGCCUUGUUUACCGACAAAAUCGCGGAGCCACGGUUCCGGCUGGAGUCCUGCUGCGAUCGUGUGAUUUUCAAAGAUCUGGCCGUCGUCGUGCAAAACAAGUGGGAGGCGCCCCUCUUAGAGUUCCGCGUUCCCCUGAUCGUCUUCACUCGGGGAGCGGUCGAUGAGGCGGACGUUGUGGACCUGUUCGAGAAGCAUCUGCACUACGAGGGGCCGCCGGUAGAUGUGCAGCAAGUAGCCCAUUUCAUGGGCAAUCGGAUCAUCACUGAAGAGGGAGCGACGAUCGUAAAGAAGAUUCUGCGGGACUACCAAUCCAGCGAUCCGCGUCCGUCGGCACGGUAUCGGGAACACCGGUGGUGUGUGUACAAUGUGGCCGGCGUGGACGUGGGCAGGCUGAAUAGGUUCAGUCUGUGUAUCUUAUGGCGCUACACGCAGUACUGGUCCGCAUACGAGAGCGCACACCCUGUGCAACUGGCACCCAGCGACCCGGAGUCCGAGUCCGAUGAGUAGAAAGCGCACUUUGUUGAAUUUUGCUUAGAUGUUUACCGUCGAUGUUGAUUGUUAAUCAUGGUAGGCAGAACGGUAUGACCUGUAGCGGUUGAGAUCUUCAGGGUCACGACGCCGCCUUGCUUAAUAUCUAUUCGUGUUUGUUUUCGCCACGCGUUUUCUCGUGUUUUCGUUCUUAUUUUACAUGCGUUUUCAUCGAUCUACAACACAGCUACG
Paramacrobiotus metropolitanus is the source of this 849-nucleotide messenger RNA. RefSeq lists its product as uncharacterized. The transcript has 2 exons. NCBI's taxonomy places the organism in Eukaryota, Metazoa, Tardigrada, Eutardigrada, Parachela, Macrobiotidae. The coding region runs from base 1 to 636 and encodes 211 amino acids. The record is from RefSeq and is a predicted model, not a curated record.